Messenger RNA from Zeugodacus cucurbitae (melon fly), 1400 nucleotides. RefSeq names its product 39S ribosomal protein L38, mitochondrial (gene mRpL38). The transcript has 7 exons. The coding region runs from base 69 to 1316 and encodes 415 amino acids. The record is from RefSeq and is a predicted model, not a curated record. NCBI's taxonomy places the organism in Eukaryota, Metazoa, Arthropoda, Insecta, Diptera, Tephritidae. Gene Ontology annotation, cellular component: mitochondrial large ribosomal subunit.
UGAUCAGCUGUUUAUGGUCCGUUAUUGGAAAAUCUUAGGUUGUGUUUUUCUUUUCUCGGAUUGUAAAAAUGGCAUUAACUAACUUGUUAGUGAAAAAUAGCUUAAGCACCGUUAUAAGAAACAACAAUCCUUUGUUGAUUUCAACGCGAUUGGGACACACAAUACGUGGCAAACGACCAGGUGUUGCAAAAACACUAGAGCAACGUUUGCAGGAAGAAAAUACCAAAGAUCCAGAGUUGACUGCACGUGUAAACAUUGGGUUCCCACUUCUAAAAUCAUCCCGCUCGGAACAGUUGAAACAACGACUGGCGCACUUGAAAGCGCAUCGUUCCAGUGAAGAAGUGGAGAAAUUGGCCCGCUCAAAUAAAUUGUUAAUUGAUUUGGAUGAAGUGCAACGUGAGUAUCGUUCCACUACAGGUCAAUAUGAUUUGCGUGUAAUUGCUGACCAUUAUGGCAUUUUUGAUGACCUAUUCGGUUUGGCAUACUUCGUACCUCGUGUGGCACUGAAUAUUCAGUAUCCACUGGAUGACGGCAAUUUCAGCUGUGUUUAUAAUGGAAAUGUUAUAAAGCCUGCAGAGGCUGCAAAUGUACCCGAGGUUAGCUUUGAUGGUACAAUCGAUCCUAUAACUGGGAAGAAAUCAGCAGGUGAUAGCUUUUGGACACUUGUAGCAACGAAUCCUGAUGCGCAUUUUACGGACAGUACUUCUGAAUAUGUACAUUGGUUUAUUUCGAAUAUUCCAAAUGGUGAUGUCAAGAAGGGCGAAGUCUUGGUCGAAUAUUUACCACCUUUUCCACCAAAAGGCGUUGGCUUCCAACGUAUGGUCUUUGUAUUAUAUAAACAAAAUGGAAAAGUCGAUUUCAGUAAAUAUAAGCUCUCACAAAAUGAAACGAAUAUUCUAGAAAAGCGUACAUUCAAAACACUGGAUUUCUAUCGCGAAAACCAGGAUAAUAUAACACCAGCAGGACUUGCAUUUUUCCAAAGCGACUGGGAUAGUUCAAUAACGAACUUCUAUCACAAUGUAUUAAAUAUUAAGGAGCCAGUUUUCGAAUAUGACUUCCCCAAACCAUAUUUAGCUGAUCAGAAAUUCUUCCCACUGAAGCAAGCGUUCAAUUUGUAUAUGGAUCGUUAUCGUGAUCCUGAAGAGAUCAACCAAGAGUUCCUGGAACGUAAAUUGGCGACGACGCAUCCAUUUGAAGGUCCUGAAGAACCGCUCCGCUUUCCAAACGCGCAUCCAAUACGUGGUGUGCCGUCAUGGCUGAAAACAGAAAUACGAAAGCGACGACUGGGUAUUGGUCGCAUUAAUGACUACAAAUAGGAGUAUAUUAGAUAAAUUGUGAAAAAACAUAAAUAAAAUAUGUAAACUAUUACGAAAUAUAUAAUAAAACAAUUUAAAUUAACA